Messenger RNA from Prinia subflava (tawny-flanked prinia), 4278 nucleotides. RefSeq names its product septin 8 (gene SEPTIN8). NCBI's taxonomy places the organism in Eukaryota, Metazoa, Chordata, Aves, Passeriformes, Cisticolidae. Gene Ontology annotation, biological process: cytoskeleton-dependent cytokinesis; intracellular protein localization. The record is from RefSeq and is a predicted model, not a curated record. Bases 129 to 1412 code for a protein of 427 amino acids. Gene Ontology annotation, molecular function: GTP binding; molecular adaptor activity; GTPase activity. The transcript is spliced from 10 exons. Gene Ontology annotation, cellular component: septin ring; septin complex; microtubule cytoskeleton.
GCGGGCGGCGCCUGCGGCGGGCGGAGGGAGUUUCCAGGAAGGGGCCAUAUUGGAUCCAUUCAGCCGCAGCCACUCGCGGCGGGCAGCGACAGCAGCGCUGCUGCCGCCGGAGCGCACCAGCCCCGGCCAUGGCCGCCACCGACCUGGAGCGCUUCUCGAAUGAAGAGAAGAGGAGCCUUUCGCUGGGGGGCCAUGUGGGCUUCGACAGCCUCCCCGAUCAGCUGGUCAGCAAGUCUGUCACACAAGGCUUCAGCUUCAACAUCCUCUGUGUGGGUGAGACUGGCAUUGGGAAAUCCACGCUGAUGAACACCCUCUUCAACACCACGUUUGAGACAGAGGAGGCCAGCCACUACGAGAGCGCGGUGCGCCUGCGGCCGCGCACCUACGACCUGCAGGAGAGCAACGUGCACCUCAAGCUGACCAUCGUGGAUGCCGUUGGAUUUGGGGAUCAGAUAAAUAAAGACGAAAGUUACAGGCCAAUCGUAGAGUACAUUGAUACGCAGUUUGAAAACUAUUUGCAAGAAGAGCUGAAAAUCCGCCGGUCUCUCUUCAACUACCACGACACGAGGAUCCACGUCUGCCUCUACUUCAUCACCCCCACUGGGCACUCGCUCAAGUCCUUGGACCUGGUGACAAUGAAGAAGCUGGACAGCAAGGUGAACAUCAUCCCAAUCAUUGCCAAGGCAGACACCAUCUCCAAGAGUGAGCUGCACAAGUUCAAGAUCAAGAUCAUGAGCGAGCUGGUCAGCAAUGGAGUGCAGAUCUAUCAGUUCCCCACGGACGAUGAAGCGGUGGCUGAGAUCAACUCUGUGAUGAAUGCUCAUCUGCCCUUCGCUGUGGUCGGCAGCACGGAGGAGGUGAAAGUUGGGAACAAGCUGGUGCGAGCUCGGCAGUACCCGUGGGGAGUGGUGCAAGUGGAGAACGAGAGCCACUGUGACUUUGUGAAGCUGCGGGAGAUGCUGAUCCGGGUGAACAUGGAGGACCUGCGGGAGCAGACGCACACCCGCCACUACGAGCUCUACCGCCGCUGCAAGCUGGAGGAGAUGGGCUUCAAGGACACCGACCCGGACAGCCAGCCCUUCAGCCUCCAAGAAACAUACGAGACCAAAAGGAAAGAGUUCUUGGGUGAGCUCCAGAGGAAAGAGGAAGAAAUGAGACAAAUGUUUGUUAACAAAGUCAAGGAGACAGAGGCAGAGCUGAAGGAGAAGGAGAGAGAGCUGCAUGAGAAGUUUGAGCACUUGAAAAGGAUACACCAGGAAGAGAAAAGGAAGGUGGAGGAGAAAAGGAGAGAGCUGGAGGAAGAGAUGAACAUGUUCAACAGGCGGAAAGUCGCGGUGGAAACCUUGCAGUCCCACUCCUUGCAGGCUACCUCACAGCAGCCACUGAAGAAGGACAAAGACAAGAAAAAUUAAUCACACACAGACUUUCAGGCCAAGAGUGGACUUGGUGCUUUCAUGUGUUAAGUUGCUUGAGUUUCCCACCCUGAGUGACCCUUCUCAUAACAUUGUGUGAGUGGACCAAAGUGAAAAUGAGCAUCUCCGGUGGUUGCACUGUUCCAGCCUGCUGUUUUCUUUUCAGAAUUAUCAGGAGCUUUGCAGGAAGCAACCUUACAUGUACAUUUUGUUAAACAAAGCCAACUAAUCCCUCAAGUAAGAUGUUUUGUUCUAAACCCAGCUCAAUCAGCAGCCGUGUAUGAAGUGACCGUAACUGAACUCGUCUUACCCACCAGCUAAAAUAAUUGCUUUCUACAUUUUUUUUGUUUUUUUAAUUGGCCAAGGUGACUGCUGGAGGCUCAUUGACCUCCCCUGUACAUGCACAGUGAGAGGAGUGGUCUGAAGAAUGCUGAAAUGUUUGUUUUUCUAACAAAAUUCUCAAGUCAGUUUUUAGAAUGGGUAGAAAAACACAACAUUUGGGCUUUCUGCAGGAAGCUUAGUCAGAGUAACCCUCAUUCCAGUAAUUCUGUAUUAAUUCCUGAAUUACUCUAAACACUAUCUACAUCAUUUAUUAUAUAUAUAUAUAUAUAAAGAGAGAGAGAGUGGUUAAUAAAAUUAAUGGGACAAUGUUUUGAAUUUUCUUUACUGCUAAAGUAGAACAUUUAUAGAGAGGUUUUUCAUAAGAGUUUGUUGUAUAAAGUGGAACUACAGGAUUUGUGUAACAUUUCAGUUGUCACUUACCAAAGUAUUUACUGUUUUGGAAACUAUUUAAGCCAACAUCUUUUCUUUUACUCUUUAACCUUAAACCUAACAUGUGCCUAAUAAGGAAAAUCCCCUGCUCUUGAGCUGUAUUUAUGCUGACAGGCUCUGUUCCUUUUAGAAGGUGCUACUUUUGACAACUCCUCAUGCCUAGAAAUCACAGCCUUGUUUUCCUGGGCAACUGAGCUUAGAGGAAUAACUAGGAUCAAUAUUAAUUUUUUCCACUCAAGCUAUUUUGUGAAUAGGCAGGGCAAUAACUGAACAGAGAGUUACUAGCUGUGUUGUCAUGGAAAAAUAGUUGGACCCAAUUCCAUCCAUCCAUCCAUCAGAUCCUAGGCUAAAUGAAAGGAAAUAUUUUAUAUUAAGCCUCACAUAAUUAGAAUUAUGUCUUUAGAAUUUAUAAAAACACUGGCUGGCUAAGUGUUAGUUGUGAGUGUGUGUGUUUUUAUUUAGUUAUUAAUGUUACAGGAUUUUUCUGAUUCGUUUUUUGUUAAAGACUUGUCUUUAGGCUAUCAGCAAAUUCCUGAUGUGCUGUGCAGAAGGAGAUGCAGGGCCUGGGUCUGAGCUGUCACAAGGCUGUUGCAGGGCAGCAUUUUGCUGGAUUCUGAGGUUCUUUAAUGCUCAUAUUCCAUUAAAGCAGCUUUUCUUCCCCCUUUUCUAAAUCCAUCUCAGGUGUUAAACUGUUUUCCAAUGGGCAUUGGCCUUUUCUGUGGAUAUGCUGCCAGUGUUGUUUGAUGCUUCUAGAAAGGAACCUCACAAAGAUCUCACUGGUACUUUUGGAACAGGCUUUUGUUGAAAGAAUAAAAAUUCUGCACUUGUUGGGAGUCUGCUGAAAGCUGGACAUUUAAUUUUUCAGGCUGUGCCUCCAGGUUAGAUGUAUUUGAAAGAGUAACUAUCAGCUGUUAGGAGGGUUAGUGUGGUUUUCUCAAACACGUUCAAGGGACCCAACCUUCUGUUACAUGCAAGAAGACAAUUCCACCUCAUUUCUGACUACAGACCAAUCAUGUAGCAAAUUCUUUUUUAUUAAUCUUUUGCUAAUGAGAGAAACUGUGCUGCACUAAUUGCCUGAGCAAGCAAUGCUCUUUGGUCCAUUGUUCUGCUUCCCAAGGCCAGUGCUGGGAUUAAACAGUAACUGGUGGUACUGGUGUGCACCCAGCUGCCUCCCCAGUGUGUUCCCAGUCAACAGCUCUCUCCUGACCUCGUGCUGCAGCCAGCAAGAUCUAUGCAAAUGAUUUCUCUCUGCCCUGGCUCAUCAGAGAUCAAUUAUUUUUUCCUAGAAUAACAGGUAGUUAAGAAUUAUUAUUAUAACAAAGAGUAAAAGUCUUCAAAUCCAUGGGCAUUGUGGAGAAAUUUACAGCAUUUUCUGAAGAAGACAUUCAGAAUGUAUGUAACAAUAUUUUCAUGAUGAUGAUUAUUAUAUUACUUUGACUUUAUGUUGUGAUGGGCAUCCCUUGUCCUUGUAGUUGCUUGUUCAACAUCAUGAUCUCCCCAAGGGGACUCAGUCAUAAUUUUUUCCCCAAGUACUUGGUUUUUUUCUUUUGGCUGAGACAAGAUUUAAGUAUUGUGGUAGGGUAGUUCUGUGUCUUAUUUUCAUUUAACAAAUUACAAAUAUGUUGUUAUGCUACUCUCACUCAGUCUGAAGACUUAAAAUCUUGUAGGCUAGAAAAAGUGAAAGAAAUACCCUUCAGAAAUGAUUGAAACCAUCCAGUUACACAUCUUUCAGCUGUUUUAUAUAUUUAUCUGUAAAAGAUUGGUAUUAAUGGGAAAAAACUAUCCAUUUUUUAUCAUUUAAACAUUUACCAUCCUGUAUGUUGUCUGCUUUCUAAAUUAAACUGUGUUUGGUGGGUCUCUGGAGGGGGGUCUGGCUGAGGUGGCUGCCCCAGGGGUGUAGCUGGGGGUGGUUUGGAGCUGUGGAGGCACCCUGGGGACCUGUGUGGGGGACACAGCCCUCUGGGACAUGCUGCAUCCCUUUGCUUUGUCAUUCCCAGAGUGCUGGGGUUUGUGGGUUGUUUGUGGUUUUUUUCUUUCUUUUCUUUCCACUCACUUUGUACUUUUUUUCUUUUAUUAAAUCUCACAUGUAUUUUGA